AACAAUCCAACUAUUGAGCCACGACGAAUUAAUUUUUAAAUUAAAUUAAUUCCCUCGAGACCUACCGCAAUCGAAAAAUGGAGAAAGAGAAGUCUAUACGAGAUUUGGAGGCUCUCGUGAACAACCAAAAAGCCCAAUUACAACGUUACGAGACCCGAUUAAAAGAUGUCGUAACUGCUUACAAGGGACUUCUCAAGGAAAAAGAAGCGCUCGAAUCGAGUCUUGCUGCUGUCAAAAAUGUCCAAGCCUCUCCGAGUCGCGAACCCACAAAAGAUGACGAAAAUAACAAAACCGAGGAACCAACAAAUUCAGAUUUUCAGGAACAACUGGCGACACUUAUGAACAGCUUGGCGACACUUUCCGCGGAAAAAAGUCGUCAAGAAGCCUCAUUCCAGAACGAUAAAAAGCAAUUGCGACAAGAAAUCGCCAUUAAAGACAAAGUCAUCUUAGAUUUGCAAGAAAAGGUCAAACAAGCGGGAAAUCGCUCAAAUUCUGACGUGGAAGCGCUAAAAUCGAAAUUGAUCGUUGAAAAGCAUGAACGUGACGUUGAAACGCGGGAUCACAUGGCACACAUUCGAGAACUCCAAAAAUUGCUCACCGACGAGAGACAUUUAAAGGAAUCACUUGAAAUGCAAUUAAAUGACCUCAAAUCUCAAUUCGGGGAUCAAGGCACCGAAGAUUUGCGUCAUUUGCGACAAGAACUCGAAGAAGCGAGAAACGUAAUUCGCGAAUACGAGAACCAUCGAAGUGGUUUUAGCGAAGAUUCGACUGUGAUGUUCCAAAAAUUGCAAGAUGAGAUGGCGCUGUUGAAGCAACAACAUGCCGUCGCGAUUCAAAAUGAGCAGAAACGAGCGUUACUCGCCGAGGAAACAAAUCGAAAGCUUGCAACACAUCACGAGGAACGUGUAGCCAGCUUAGAAGCGAGAUUAUCUGAACUUUCAUGCUCUUACGUGAGACACCGCCAACAAGACCAACUAAGUAUUGCAAAGUUAAAAGACAAAUUGGCGCGAUUAAAUGUCUCAAAAGUGGAGGAACAGGCGAAAUUUGAUGACUCAACGAACGACAUCCACAAAUUAUUGGACCAAAUUAUUCAGCUGAAGAAAAAACUCGUAAUUGAAAAUGCCCGCGCUGAAAACCCGAUCGAUUUAAAUAAAAUUUUUGUGCUUACCCAUCAAAACUCACAUGAUGACGACGAUACGACAGUUCCCUUGGCUGAAUAUAACAAACUUAAAGUUGAUUUUGUGGCACUUGUAGAAGAAAACGACACGAUAAAAUUCUCCUUGGAUGAGCAAAAAGUUCAUAUUCGAACGUUACAGGAAAAGGUUAAGGUCCUAAAUCGAAAUAUCGAGGAACAUGAAACGGAAUUAAGUAAAAAGCAAGUUGAAUUCAACCAAACUUUGAUGCAAGAGAAGAAAAAAUGGAAAGAAACUCUCGGCAUGUUAGAGUCAGAGUACCGUUCAAAAGUCUCUCAACUCGAGAACGAGUUACAAAAACAACGGGAGCGUUCCAUCUCCCUUCUCGAAGAAAAAGACAAAGAAAUCAAAACCCUCAAAACUUCAUUUGAAAUUUUCAUACCUGGAAAUCCUCAAAUGAUGAGCACGAUCCAAGACGAAGGCAACUCCGACAACGAUUCUCCCGCAUCACAACUAAGCAAUAUCCUAAAUUCCUCGAAAUUCCAGCAGCAAAAUCAACAACGAGGCAAUAACGGACCCAAUAUGUUACAUUACGCCCAUGAACUUGCGAGAAAAGAUGUUGAAAUCACGAAUUUACGCAAAGCCAAAAACGCGGCGGAAACAAGUUUGCGCCAAGCUUUGCACGAUAAAGUUACCUCGCAGCAAGAAUUGCACGAUAAAAUUAGUACGCUCGAAGAUGAAGUUGAUCGUCUCAAGCGAUACCAUUCGAGAGAAGGUGCCAACUUGGAAUACUUGAAAAAUGUCAUUGUGAGUUAUUUGGUGUCGCGUGAUCCGGAUAGUAGGAAACAUAUGUUGAAUGCCAUCGGAGCCGUCCUUAAGUUUUCAGCCAGUGAAAUGAAUUCCAUAAGUACAUUUUUGACAACCGGCAAAAAAUGACACUUGUGGUAAUCACGGAUUGAAUCCGUUCGUCCAGUGAGAAAAACUUUGAAUUAAGAUGCUUUCAACCAAUUUAAUCGAGAGAAACUAAAUAAAUAAAUAAAUAAGCUUAUGGAUAAAUAGUUGAUUAAACACGAUGAAAUAAAAGUAAUUUUGAAGUACUA
Culicoides brevitarsis is the source of this 2233-nucleotide messenger RNA. RefSeq names its product GRIP and coiled-coil domain-containing protein 1 (gene GCC88). The transcript has 2 exons. The record is from RefSeq and is a predicted model, not a curated record. Bases 78 to 2069 code for a protein of 663 amino acids. NCBI's taxonomy places the organism in Eukaryota, Metazoa, Arthropoda, Insecta, Diptera, Ceratopogonidae. Gene Ontology annotation, cellular component: Golgi apparatus.